Messenger RNA from Misgurnus anguillicaudatus (oriental weatherfish), 2010 nucleotides. It is a transcript of the gene pkdc, whose product is annotated as protein kinase-like domain containing. Lineage: Eukaryota; Metazoa; Chordata; Actinopteri; Cypriniformes; Cobitidae. The record is from RefSeq and is a predicted model, not a curated record.
AACCAUCGGAUUUUCGAAACAGUUAUGACGUAAUGAAGCUUUGUUUGCUGAAAUCACGUGACUUGGACCAGUUUGAAACACGCUUCGAAACAAAAGAUUCGUGAAUGUUUCGAAGCCUAAUGAAGCAGUGCUUCGAAAACGACCAUCACUACGUAUGCCGGAAGUAGUACGUAGUAAAUAAUACGUCCGUCUUUAGGCGAAAACAUUUCACUUCGAGAUAUCAGGUGCAACUGAUUAUACUUACAAAUGCACGUGUAAAUAUUUUCUGCCGAUCUCUAGAAUGAAGAGGGAACACGAGGAGCUUAUUUUGAAAGCAUGUGGAGCAAAGUCUCUUCAGAUUGGUGCAAAGAUUCAGACGUUGUGGAGCGGUUAUGGUGAAAUAGUAAGAGUCCACCUGGAGGGAUGUGACAGACCCUCUGUUGUUGUCAAGCAUGUGAUGUUUCCCCAAAACCUGAAACAUCCAGGGGGUUGUAACACAGACCUAUCUCACCAGCGUAAAGUUCGAUCCUAUCAAGUAGAAAGCCAUUGGUACCAAAACUACACUACUAAUGAACGCUGUCGAGUUCCCAUCUGCCUGGCUACCCAGUCAUUUGGAGAUGAGCAGUUGAUUGUUUUGGAAGAUCUUAAUGUGGCAGGAUUCCCAAAAAGAAAAACUAACAUUAACGAGGCUGAAAUGAAGGCAUGCCUCAGCUGGAUUGCCAACUUUCACGGCCUCUUUCUGGAUGUGGCCCCAGAAGGACUUUGGCCCGUAGGAACUUAUUGGCAUUUAGCAACAAGACCAGAGGAAUUGGAGGCCAUGUCGGAUCAAAAACUCAAAGCAGCUGCUUCUGAGAUAGACAGCAUCCUCAACAACUGCACGUUUAAAACAAUUCUCCAUGGUGAUGCAAAAUUAGCUAAUUUCUGCUUCUCCAAGGAUGGUCUACAGGUCGCUGCUGUCGAUUUUCAGUAUGUUGGUGGAGGGUGUGGCAUGAAGGAUGUUAUUUAUUUUUUGGACAGCUGUAUGGAUGAGAGAGAGUGUGAAAAGAAAGCGCCUGAUCUUCUAGAUCACUAUUUUUCAGAGUUACGGAUAUCGGUGGGCACGAAGGCCAGCUUUCCAGAGCUGGAGAAAGAAUGGCGAAGUAUGUUUGCUUUCGCUUGGACAGACUUUCAUCGCUUUCUUCUUGGCUGGAUGCCAGGGCAUCAUAAAGUUAAUAGGUAUAGCAAAAGGCUUGUCCAAGAGGUAUUAAAUAAACUGAAACAAUUGAUUUGUGUAAAGCUGUGUAAAUGGUUAAAUCAAAAAAUAUUCUGAGAUUUACCUGGAUUUUUUAUGUAUGAUAUAAAUCUGGUUGUAUUCUGUAUUAAAUGUGUUUGUGAGAUGUUUUUAUUUACAGUUUCUUUCCUUGUACAGUUGUUUCUCGAUUGGUUGUAUAGGUUAAAUGAAAGUAAUAAAAGCUCACCUACCUACACACAAAUAUUUGCAUUAUUAGAGUUAUAAGAUAGAUAAGGAGAUAACAAAAAAUUAUUAUGAAUGCAAUAUAGGUAUUUAAAAAGUUUUUAAUCUCCUUUGUAUCUAUGUAGCUUUAUAACCCUUCCCAAAAGUCAGUGUACACAGUAUCAUGUGUAAAAUGUUUAUCACUGCUCCAAGGUGAUGGAAAAAUUGCAAAUUUGCGACAUUUGCAUAAGCGGAUAAAGGGAUUAAUGCACUUGUUUUACUUUAUUGUUUAAAGUUGAAUUAUUUUUUUAUUUGAUCAGAUUUUUAAAGUAUUAUUAAAAAGCAGUAUUGGCUUCUCUUCCAUUCAGUGUUCAGAUACAGUUUAACAGGCUUAUUGAUAAAUGCAAAGUAAUAAUGUCAAAAUUAGAUACAAAGACUCAUCCAAAUUCUACAAUGUCUUGUUGAUUAGCAAAACCAUCAGAUAAUUAGCAUGAUUUAUGAAACAUCUUUGUUUACGUUUACCUAAUAUCUCAAAAUGAAAUGUGUUCUGCAAAGACUGACAUAUUUUAGUAGGUAGGUACUACUUAUGACGUACGAGA